Penicillium malachiteum is the source of this 1242-nucleotide messenger RNA. Its product is annotated as sugar transporter. NCBI's taxonomy places the organism in Eukaryota, Fungi, Ascomycota, Eurotiomycetes, Eurotiales, Aspergillaceae. Gene Ontology annotation, cellular component: membrane. The transcript is spliced from 6 exons. Gene Ontology annotation, biological process: transmembrane transport; carbohydrate transport. The record is from RefSeq and is a predicted model, not a curated record. The coding region runs from base 1 to 1242 and encodes 413 amino acids. Gene Ontology annotation, molecular function: carbohydrate:proton symporter activity.
AUGUUCCAAGCAGGUGCAUUUUUCGGUGCCAUCUUCGGGUUCUUCUUCGCAGAGUAUCUUGGUCGUAAGCCCGUGAUCCUUGGGUCGGGCAUUGUUUUUGCCAAUGGAUCAGCCCUGCAACUCGUGGGACAUAUUUCUGAGCUCUACGCCGGACGAGUGUUGACUGGACUAGGAGUCGGCGCAUCCUCUACCAUGAUUCCUGUCUAUAUCGCCAAAUGCUCCCCACCUCUCAUCCGUGGGCGCCUGGUCGGGAUAUUUGAGAUUAUGCUGCAGGUCGCACUUGUUUUCGCCCAAUGGAGGAUCCCUGUCGGUGUACAGCCGAUUCCAGCUGGAAUGCUUUUAGCCUGCAUGUCUUGGAUGAUAGAAAGCCCACGACGGCUGGCUAGCAAAAACAAAAAUGCCAAAGCACAGAAGAAUCUCGCUUGGGCUCGCAACCUUCCAGUGGAUCACCCCUACGUGGUCAAUGAGAUGGCAGAGAUCCAGGCUGCUGUCAACCAAGAGCUUGAGAUGAGCGGCAAAAGACGCCCACUGUCACAUAUUGUGCGCGAAUGUGGUGCCCCCGGUGUCCGGAAUCGAAUUCUGAUCGGAAUGAUGCUCAUGUUUCUACAAAAUCUGACUGGAAUCAAUUCCAUAAACUAUUACAGUCCCACCAUAUUCCGCUCGAUUGGGUUCACCGGGACUUCCGUCGGACUCCUAGCAACUGGAGUCUACGGCCUUGUCAAAAUGGGUACAACAGUAGUAUUCAUGAUCUGGAUCGUGGACCGCUUCGGACGUCGCGGUCCUCUACUCGUCGGCGCGAUGGGCGCAGCAGUAGCCAUGUUCUACCUAGCUAUAUAUUCCCAGGUCAGCCAAUCCUUCGACCACGUUCCACCCAGCGAUGCUGGAUCUCGAACUGCUGUCGCAAUGGUCUACAUCUACGCAAUUUUUGCGGCUUUUCAUGAAACGUGGUUGGCUCAGUUUAUCAUUGUAUACUCACUGCCUUACAUGAUUGCCUCUAUUAAACAUGGCACCUUCUAUUUCUUUGGAGCGUGUACCCUCGUUGCUUUGGUCUUUGCGUAUCUAUUUGUUCCGGAGACAAAGGGCAUUCCAUUGGAGGAUAUGGGGGUCUUGUUUGGGGCGGAUGUUAGUGUCUUUGCUACCAAGGCCCGGAAGAAUUAUCUGGAGUUUCGACACGCGCAGAUAGAGGCUGCUGAUGAAGCUCAACUGGAGAAGCAGAGUAAUCUUCAUGUGGAGAAUGUGUGA